AUGGAUUCGCCAUCUGAACCCCAAUCUCAACUCUCGAAUUCCAGCGACCACUUCCCUAAUCACGAUAACCGCCCUCACCCUGACUCCGAAACCCUUGAGAAAACCCUAGAUUCAUCGGAAAACGUAUCCUCCGCUACCGCCGCCGACGACACUUCCACCCCUGCCCCAAAGCCCGAUUUCCCUAAGCCGUUGCUGUCGGAGAACUGUCUAACCAACACGCACAGCGGAACCGACAAGGAUUUCUCUGGCGGUGAAGAGGAAACCAGCAGCCGGAGGAAACGGCGGUCCCGGUGGGAUCCUCUACCGAGCGAGAGCGCCUCCGGCACUGGUGAUGAUAAUUCCGGAAACGGAAGUAGGAAGAGGAAGUCGAGAUGGGCGGAUGACGAGCCUAAGCCCGUGGUCCAGCUGCCUGAAUUCAUGAAGGAACUCACUGGAGGUAUCGAGUUUGAUCCAGAGAUCCAAGCUCUCAACAGUAGGUUGCUUGAGAUCACCCGAAAGUUGCAAUCUGGCACAGCUUUGGACGAUAGGCCAGAGGGGGCUAGGUCGCCCUCGCCUGAACCUAUCUAUGAUAACAUGGGAGUUAGGAUUAACACUAGGGAGUACCGCGCUAGGGAGAAAUUAAUUAGGGAGAAACAAGAAAUAAUAAAACAGAUUCUCGACAAAAAUCCUGCCUUCAAGCCACCUGCAGAUUACAGGCCGCCGAAACUUCAAAAGAAGCUUUACAUUCCAGAGAAAGAGUAUCCGGGUUACAAUUUUAUAGGUCUCAUUAUUGGUCCACGAGGAAACACUCAGAAAAGGAUGGUAAAGGAAACUGGAGCAAAAAUUGUGAUAAGAGGCAAAGGGUCUAUGAAGGAGGGCAGGCAGCAGCAGAAGAGGGAUCUGAAGCACGACCCUUCUGAUAAUGAGGAUCUGCACGUACUGGUGGAGGCAGAUAAUCAGGAAUCACUCGAUGCUGCUGUGGGUAUGCUCGAGAAGCUCCUGCAGCCUGUUGACGAGGUUCUCAAUGAGCACAAAAGGCAACAGCUUAGGGAGCUUGCAGCACUAAAUGGUACUAUUAGAGACGAAGAGUAUUGCAGGUUGUGCGGUGAGCCUGGGCAUCGCCAGCUCUCGUGCCCUUCCCGCCUGACAACGUUCAAGAGUGACGUACUGUGUAAGAUUUGUGGCGACGGAGGACAUCCUACUAUAGACUGCCCGGUGAAGAAUACCACAGGCAAGAAAAUGGACGACGAGUACCAGAAUUUUUUGGCCGAACUAGGUGGUACGCUUCCAGAGUCUCUGACCAAAUCAAGCUCUGCAGCUGCUCCUGCUCUUCCCUGGGCAAAUGGCACAAACACUUCUAGUAACACCACUCAUGCUGGUUUGGGAUCAAAUCCACUAAAGCCAAAGGAAUACGAUGAGACUAACUUAUACAUCGGUUAUUUGCCUCCGACUAUGGAGGACGAUUCCCUGAUCAGCUUGUUCUCCCAGUUCGGUGAAAUAGUGAUGGCCAAGGUUAUCAAGGACCGCUUAUCCGGUCUGAGUAAGGGUUAUGGGUUUGUGAAGUAUGCUGAUGUUCAGCAGGCUAAUGCCGCCAUUGCCAGUAUGAAUGGCCACAAGCUGGAUGGAAGGCCAAUUGCAGUGAGAGUGGCCGGUAAACCUCCUCAGCCUCAAUUACCUGCAGCAGGUCCACCUGCUCCCACUGUCCCGACAUACCCUGCCCCGAGUCAGCCUGUUGGUGCCUACCCAUCCCAGCAGUACUAUUCUGGUGGGCCCAUAGGAGGCCCGCCUUCUGGAGUCUAUAAUGGGGCUCCAAUUCCCUGGGGCCCUCCUCAAUAUGCUACUUAUCCCCCGUACAAUGUACAAUGUCCACCACCACCACCACCACCACCACCACCAGGUUCAUCUGGCAUGCUUACGCAGACUGUAUCAUCUACUGAUACACAACAAAUUUAUGCUUCUUCAGGCGAGAUACGACAAAGCUAUAUCUAUGGAAAUUCUGUAACUUCCAUGCCGCAUAAUGGUCAGGUUCCGUACCCACUGCAUCCAUAUACAUAUCCACCUCGGUAUGCUGCUGUUCCUCCUCCUCCUGCAGCAAUGCCUCUGUCCACUGUGGAACAUACUCAUGGCUUGAGUAAUGCACCCUGGACGUCAAAUCAACUGGCGUCAUCUUCUGAGAAGACAGACACAGAGUAUGAGAAAUUCAUGGCAGAAAUGAAAUACUGGCUUUUCUAUUACCAAGAUAGCCAUAUUCUGACUGCUAUCUCUGUAUUGGCUGUGGCGGUGUUCCUCUAUCCCAUUUGUUGGUACCGUCUUCUCGCUGUAUGUUGGGGAACUUGUGAUCCUGAUUUCUUAUCUCUUGCCAUGAAUUUCUUGCUGGAAUAUAAAGAUCUGGGGGCACUAAAGGGAGUUCUUGGAGGGGGUACCAGAUGA
Messenger RNA from Striga asiatica, 2409 nucleotides. The record is from the annotation of a GenBank genome assembly. Lineage: Eukaryota; Viridiplantae; Streptophyta; Magnoliopsida; Lamiales; Orobanchaceae.